Messenger RNA from Choloepus didactylus (southern two-toed sloth), 408 nucleotides. RefSeq names its product ragulator complex protein LAMTOR3-like. Gene Ontology annotation, biological process: positive regulation of TOR signaling; cellular response to amino acid stimulus. Gene Ontology annotation, cellular component: Ragulator complex. The transcript has a single exon. NCBI's taxonomy places the organism in Eukaryota, Metazoa, Chordata, Mammalia, Pilosa, Megalonychidae. Bases 1 to 408 code for a protein of 135 amino acids. The record is from RefSeq and is a predicted model, not a curated record.
AUGCAGCUCUGGGAACAGAGAAAAGGGUUUGUCAGGGCAGAUGACCUAAAACCAUUCCUGUAUAAAAAAUUACCAAGAGUUGGCGGGCUCCGUGCUAUUGUUGUGUCAGAUAGAGAUGGAGUAACUGUUACUAAAGUGGCCAAUGAUAAUGCCCCAGAGCAUGCUUUAAGACCUUGUUUCUUGUCUUCUUUUGCCCUUGCAACAGACCAAGGGAGCAAACUUGGACUAUCAAAAAAUGAAAGUAUUAUCUGUUACUAUAACACCUACCAGGUGGUUCUAUCUAAUCGUUCACCUUUGGUGGUGAGUUUCAUAGCCAGCAGCAGUGCCAACACGGGACUGAUUGUCAGCUUAGAAAAGCAAUUUGCUCCAUUAUUUGAACAACUGAGACAAGUUUUGGAAAUUUCUUAA